Messenger RNA from Electrophorus electricus (electric eel), 6342 nucleotides. RefSeq names its product Rho guanine nucleotide exchange factor (GEF) 28a (gene arhgef28a). Gene Ontology annotation, biological process: regulation of Rho protein signal transduction. The record is from RefSeq and is a predicted model, not a curated record. Gene Ontology annotation, molecular function: guanyl-nucleotide exchange factor activity. Lineage: Eukaryota; Metazoa; Chordata; Actinopteri; Gymnotiformes; Gymnotidae.
UUUAGUGUUCCGUCACAUAGCUAAUGUGGACUGGAGGCAGACUGGAUGUCCUUAUCCGAGUCCUCACAGGAGUUUCCAUAGGAGUGCUUGGAGAGACAGAGACACCACAGUGCCCCAAAGCUGAAACAGAGGUCGAGACUCGAGCGACAGGAUUAAAGGCGAGAGGUGUGGAAAGGAAGGCAUAAACCCUUUUCCCCCUCAGACUGAAGAAGGAAGCUGUCCACACGUGGCACUAUGCAGUGACUCCAUUCCCAGACGCAUACUCUUCCAGCCGCACAUUCUGGCUUUCCUCACAAGAGGCUCCCAGUCUUCGCAUGGGGACAGAGACCACAUCUGCUCCAUCGAUCCGGAUUACCAUUGUCACUAUUAUGAAUGCCUUUAGCUGAAGUACGGGUAACUUGUGUAUGCGCACGUGUCCAUUCCCGCUACCUCUAGGAUCAGCAUGAGGACAUUGCCACAUGCACACACAUGCACACGCAGCGGAGCGUGCGGUUUCUCAGCGGAGACAGGAAGUCCACCACAUGCGGAGAGGAGCUCUAGGCCAGAAGCAUGCACACACAUGGCUACAAUCUACUUUUGGCAUGUUCUGUUCCGUGUCUGCUGGAGUUAUCAGCGUGUUGACUCCUGGCCAUCAGGGGACCCUUAAAGGAGUUUGUGGAGUGCUUACACACACGUUCGUGUGUGCGCACGCACACACACACACACACACACACGCGCACACACACACACACACACACACACACACUGAAAGAGGCAUAUUAUUUUACUAUAUAAUCAUUGCCUGUUUGGGGUUAUCAGACAUAGGUUAUGUGGUGGAUAACUUGGGGAUUAUUGUAAAGUUUAAAAGCAGUGCUGUUGGACGAGCUUCAGUCUAUACAGAAACUUGGGUGGGAUUUCUGUAGAAAUCAGGUGUAGGUGAACAGAGGUAGCCUGUGCUUUGCAGUGUUGUCUCUGCACUGAUGAUGGUGGAUGUAUCUUAGACAUUUAGCAUUGCCUUGAAAUCUUGAUUUGUCUGAAUGGGGAGGUUAAGUGUUAGAGGUUACAGCUUUUAGUUUAUUUAGGGUCACUUUUUAAGUUUGACAAUCGGUUCCAUUGUUUUUCCCUUCUGUGUUUUUCUCAAGACCGCAUCAUUUGUGAUUUUUUACUCCUCCGUCUGUUUGGUAGAACAGCACGGAGAGUGUUAUUGCCUCUCUAUGAGGUGUGCGUUAAAAAUGUGUGUUGGUAUGUUUGUUUUUUGGCCCCCCAGCGUGUCUCCCCAAACCCUCCCUAGGGUUCAUUAGCAUGGACGGUUAAUAAUUUGUAAACCUUGGAUGACCUUCCAGGUUCUUUCACAUAGCUUCUUAAGAACCUUCUGUCUCUUUACUUCCAGGACAAGGUAAUCUUAGGUUUGACUUUACUUUGCAUGAAAAAAAAGAAUGAGUGUCGAACGAGGCCACUUCCAUACGCCACACCGUCUAGUCUUCUACAGUGUUGUCUCAGGAAUUGGUGUUGUGGGCCUGUUUUUUCCAGUGCCUGGGCCUUUUUUUGUUGUUGUUGUUGGCUAGCAGUGAGCGGACUGGUGCACACGAACACUAAGAAAAACUGAAAGCCAUGGACUCGGAUUCUGACUCUCCCUUUAACUACUCCUGGCCCUCCUUUCCCAGAAUGAGGAUUCGGAGAAAGCUGGUAAAACCAGACAAGUCGGGCUCACCUCCAGUCUCCAGCUCUGGUUUCCAGCCCCACUGCACGCUCACAGCUGCUGCUAGACUUGCUGCCAUGCUCAACCGCACCAGAAAGGAUGAUGAUCUCCACAGGAAGCCACACACUUCUGGAGGGACAGCAGGCAGCUCUGGGAUGGACACCGAGGACUCGCCUGGUUCAAGUAUGGCGACUCUGUCGUCAGGGCUGACAGACACGCCACAACCCAUCCAAGAGGGGGAGGAGCUUAAAGAGAAGCAGCCGUUGUCCCGCCCUUUCUCUCCCACCUUCUCUCAGUUCUCACCCACCUCCCCAGCUGGACUGGUGCUGGAGAGGUUUCUUCGUGCUGCCCGGCCUGCUGAACAGGCCUAUCACAGCACAGGCUCACCCCCAGAUUCCUAUGAGCUCAGCCCAAGUCUUGUGGCCUUGGAAAUAGACAGUGAGGAGGAGGAUGACGUCCUCAUAAAGAAGCCCCUCCCCAGAAUAUCCCCAGAUCAUCAGAGCAACACAGAGGAUCAGGACAGCGUUAAACCCACUUCUGAACUCUUCUGCCUUCAUGCUCACCCCACUGCAUCCCCCUGUAACCACACCUCAUCAAAGGACUCUGGCGAUCAGGGAGUUCGACUCCGUUCGUACUCAUAUUCAUCCCCCAAAAUCAGCCUGUUACCCCCACGCUUCAGCCGUGAUGCCCACCCCUCACCCACCGACCUCAGCAACGAUGGCGCCCUCUCCAGCAACAGUUGCAGCAGCAGAUCUCUCCUGCAGGCUCUGUCUCUGUCUAAAUCUCUGUCUCUGCUCAAUCCUGUUAAGCAACGGACAUUCAGCUUAAACGAUCAGCUGCAAGAGAAAAGGGAGGUAAGGUUCCAUAGACGCUCCCAGUCAGCUGAUGAUGAGACCAGUGUUGAGCUGGCUGACUCCCUCCAGCACCUCACGCUCUCCGAGUUCCUCAAAGAAAUCGAAGAGGAGGAGUGGGAUCGAUACAUUAUCCCGUCAAAGGCGGAGUCGGAGAAACACAAAGUUAGCCGCACAUUCAGCUUCAUCAAGAGUUGCAUGUACAGCACACGCAACAAGAGCAAGGGCAAGUGGAAGGAGAGAGAGGCCAAGGACAAGCAGGCGAGUGGUCAGCAGCUGGCAGCCGGGUCUUUUCCGGGGUCUCCAGUCUGCCAGAUGUGCCAUAAACUCGCUGCCGGGAAAGAGACGCUCCACUGUACCAACUGUACUGUGACCAUCCAUAAGGGCGGUAAAGACUCUGCAAUACAGUGCCUCAAGAAAGUUCAAGAGAAGUAUGCAGUGUCCAUGGUGAAGAACAGAGCUGCCACCCUCCCACAGAACUUUAUAGUGCAUGAAAGCACCUCAUCUUCAGCGAUGCCUACUUCAGCCUCACUCCCUGUGAUGAGCCCACGGGACACCAAAGACUCCGUCCCCAUGCUCUGUCCACUGUCCAGGAGUGUUCCUUUAGUUCCUGAGCGGCUUACCGAGAGCCCAGAGGGGGACAGUGACUCCUCUACAUGGAGGACUAAUGUCCAAUCAGAGGAGAGCUUGACAGUGGAGUCCUUCACCUCCACUGACUCCUCCCUCAUAGAAGAUACAGUGGAUUCUACUCUACCCAGCACACUUUGGCCGGACACUAUGGGUUUGGAGGUGGAGUCAUGGAGUCUGGCAGUGGAACCUUGGUUCUGCCAGAGGCAGGAAAAGUGCACCAUCAAGAGACAGGAUGUCAUCUAUGAACUCAUGCAGACAGAGUUACACCACCUGCAGACACUGACCAUCAUGGCGGAGGUCUUUAGGCGGGGUAUGCGGGAUGAGGUGGGGUUGGAUGCAGACACCAUCGGGCGGGUUUUCCCUUGCUUGGACGAGCUCAUCUUCCUGCACAAAGACUUCCUAUCAACUUUAAGGGAUCGACGGCAUAGCUCCACCCAACCAGACAGUAACAGGAAUUACCUCAUUCAACGUGUGGGUGAUAUCCUUCUGCAACAGUUUACUCAAGAAAAUGCACAGAACAUGAAGCAAGUGUAUGGGGAGUUUUGCAGCCACCACAACGAAGCUGUCAGCUUCUUCAAAGAGCUACAGCAACAAAAUAAGAAGUUUCAGCUGUUUAUUAAACAACAAAGUAGUAACUCAUUGGUAAAAAGACGGGAAAUCCCAGAAUGCAUUUUGUUGGUGACACAGCGAAUCACAAAAUACCCUGUGCUCUUGGAGAGGAUUCUGCAGUACACAGAAGAGGGCACCACGGAGCACCGGGAGCUCCUGGCUGCGCUUGCUGGAGUACGUGAGCUCAUCUCAGUCGUGGACAUGCGGGUCAGCGAGCGAGAGCAGAGUCAGCGGUUGGGUGAUGUGCUGGCACGCAUGGAGGGCAAGAAUGUGGCACGGCUGAAGAGCGGCCUGGCCUUCCGCAAGCAGGAUUUGGCUAGUGGCCGCACGCUUUUGCACCACGGCACGCUACUCUGGAAGACUGCCACGGGUCGACUCAAAGAUGUGCUGGCCCUCCUGCUCACUGACCUGCUUGUCUUCCUCCAGGAAAAGGACCAAAAGUUUAUCUUUGCUGCCGUGGACCAGAAGCCGCCUGUGAUCUCACUGCAGAAGCUGAUCGUGCGGGAGGUGGCAAAUGAGGAGAGAGGCAUGUUCCUGAUCAGCGCCUCGUCGGCUGGGCCCGAGAUGUAUGAGGUGCAUGGCACAUCCAAGGACGAACGCAACACCUGGAUGAGACUCAUCCGAGAGGCUGUGGUGAUAUGUCACGAGAAGGAGGACGACGCUGCUAGGACGUUUGAGGAAGAAAGGAGAGUAUUGAAGGACAAGGUCCAGAAGAUCCACAGACUGCAAGAGACGCUCUGUGGCCAGGACCAGCUGAUCUGCUCCAGCCUGGAGGAGAAGCUGAAGAUCUACGCGGAGCUAUCGGCAGUGGCAGGCGGCGGCCUGCUGGUGCAGCCCGGCACUGGCGAGCCCCCGCAUUCUACCGCUCUGCUAAACGCCGCACUCAGAGAGGCGGAGAUUCUGAGAGCGGCUCUCUUGCCUCACCGCACCUCCUCCUGCACUCCUUCUCCCCUGGCUGCUCUCAGGGAAUCUAGUGCACCAGACACCUCCAUCCCAACAGAGACACUUCCACUGUCUCCUUCUCCUCCUCCUCCUCCUCUUCCUCCUGAAAGGGAACCCCUGCCGGUGGAUGCUCCAAGGGAUGAGGAAGAGGAGGGAGGAGAGGAAAACCUAGACCUCCAGGCACAGAAUCACAGUUUCACACCUGAUGAUCAUAAUAUGCACCUUAAAGUGUGUCAGAGUGUCCAGAAUUUGACACAGUUGCUUUACAGUCUGCAGGCUGCCAUUACCAUCCAAGACAGCUGCUACGAGGUCCAGAGGCUCCACCUUCUCCUGUCGGGCCCUGCCCAAGCCCGCCCUGGGGCCGGCGUUCCCACUGCCCCGGCCGUGCAUGAGCGGCAGCGCGAGGCGUCGCUCCGGCAGCAGCGACGGCAUGAGGAGAUGGAUGGCGCGGCAGGGGCGGCCCUGGAGCGUCAGCGUCAGCGCAGCGAGCGUGAAUGGCAAGCAAGGUGCGCGCAGCAGGAAGCACGAGAAGACCAACUGCAACAGCGUGAGCAAAACUGCCACCUGGAGGCGCAGCGGCUGCAGCACGAGCACAACGAGCUUUGCGAGCAGCUGCGUGACUACCAGCAGAGCCUGGAGCGCCUGCUCGAAGGCCAGCGCAGCGUGCAACACCAGCGCCAGCUCCUCGAUGCCCACCGCCGCUUGGUGCAGGGCUGCCCACCCACCUCGCUCGUCACGUCGGACGGCCAGCAGGGCUCGAGCUUCAGCCACGGUCACUACGGUGACCAGUAUGACCCCAGUUGCAACUUUGUGAACGAAGCAUCGAUGGUGACUGUCGCUAUGAACAACAGACACCUUCAUCACCACCAGCACCAAUGUAACCCCAGCUCCAUCCAGCUUGGCUACAGUGACUCCCCCAGUGCCCAGAACAGCUUGAACUCACUCCUGGCCUGGUCCAGCCACAGACAGGUCACAAGUGGCAUGCCACAACCCCCAGUGGCGAGUAAGGGAAAGGCAGGAAGAAAAGAGGUGGCUCCACCCAGCCAUGCCCAAGAAGCUUGGUCUCUGGGGGUCACGGCGGUUGGUUUUUAUCAAGGCGACGCUCUCUCUGUGCCAAUGGCCUUGGUUUCCAUGGAAACGGAGAAUCGAGACACUGAGGGAGAGGAGAACAUUGUGUACCUCUAGGUUCAAACCGCCCAUAGUGGACAUCUGCUUAAACUCAGUGUAAACUGAAACCCUUGAAGAACAAACACAGAGUUCAUGUUUUGGUCAGCAAACUGCUAUGACUGCUGCAGAUGCAGAUAAUCCGCACAGGCUGGACCUUCGCCCCUCAGGCAUAUAUUCAUAUUCAGUGUGUUAUGGAUUAUCUGACUACAUUGGCAUUGGUACUUUUUAAUCGAUUCCGAUCUGCUCUUAAAUCCCUAUCUGAACACCAAAACUCCUAGCAAAUGUUAGUGUUGGUAUUGUUUUUCCCUUUUUGUGAUACCAAACCAGGAUCAUUCUUAAAACAAAUCUAUAUUCUUUGUUGCUGCCAGACCUUGAGCUUUGAGAACAAAUGCCUUUUUUUAAAUGACUUUUUCUUUUUCCUGUAGCUGCAGCUUUUUGUAUCCUGUUUUUUAUUUUACUUUCCAG